This is a messenger RNA of Phyllopteryx taeniolatus (common seadragon), 1985 nucleotides long. Its product is annotated as Ras-related and estrogen-regulated growth inhibitor-like protein. NCBI's taxonomy places the organism in Eukaryota, Metazoa, Chordata, Actinopteri, Syngnathiformes, Syngnathidae. Gene Ontology annotation, molecular function: GTP binding; GTPase activity. The coding region runs from base 377 to 982 and encodes 201 amino acids. The record is from RefSeq and is a predicted model, not a curated record. The transcript is spliced from 4 exons.
CACGCCACAGCUUUAUAUAUUAUAUAUUAUAUAGGCCGGGGGUUGAACCCGUCCUCAGAACUGUGAGGCAGGCCCCAAAUAAUAUGAAUAAUUUCAUUAUUCUUAUCAUUAUAUAUAAAUCAAUCAAGCCUAAUAAUAGAAUUUCUUGAGGUUUAAUAAUGACACAAGUGCUACAGCAAAAAGACAAAGUUCAGACAGUCCACGCUUUACAUACAGCAGCAGGCAGCGUAAUGAGGCGCGACGUUGUUGUUGUGCCUAUACGUGACGUGAAAGCCCCGCCCCCUCGCGCGCAGGCCCGCCUCCAAAAGGCUCGCGCAAGCGUCCAACACUUCACACCCGGCGCAGCAGCUCAGUGGCUUCAUGGGCGCGCAACAACAUGGAAGCUAACGUGGUCGUGAUGGGCACGGAGAGCGUGGGCAAAUCAGCACUGACAGUGCGCCUGUUGACGCGGAGAUUCAUAGGAGAGUAUGGAGAUAUUGAGUCCAUCUACAGUCACAGAUUCAUGGUGGAUGGCAGGGAAAUUGCUGUUAAUAUUUGGGAUUCGCCAUAUUCUCAGGACGUCUCGGUGAAGACAUCCCUCCUGGAGAGGAAGCUCCAAUGGGCCGACGGCUUCGUCCUGGCCUACAGCAUCUGCGACCGCGCCAGCUUCAACGCCGUCGUCCGCCUGGUGCACACCAUCAAGUCUGCUCGAGGCCACCCCGACACGGACAAGGCGCCCGUGGCCAUCGUGGGCAACAAGCGCGACCUCCACCACCGGCGGACGGUGGCCAGCGAGGAGGGCCGCCUGCUGGCCCUCGACGCCGGCUGCCUCUUCUACGAAGUGUCGGCGGCCGAGAACUACCACGGCGUGCUGGACGUGUUCCACGGGCUGACGGGCAGAAUGAGGGACGCCAAGCCGUGCGCCAAGAGGCCGCUGGGCCUCAAGGGCAUCGUCAAGAGCGUGUCCGCCGUGUUCGCCAGACGACGGACAGACUCCAUUUAGGAGAAUCGUGGGGGUGUUGAGGGGCAUUAUGGGCAUCCACUGUAGUGUGCCAAAGACAUUCAUGACGGUUGAAGCCUGAAGACAUGAGCGGAAACAACACCACAGAGGUUGAUUUGGUUGAACUUAAAGCCAACUACUUGAGAUACUGAUGAAUAGACAACAUAGUACCCUGACAUGUAUGUAGACAUGUACAGUGGGGCCUUGAGAUAGGAGUGACUCCACUUACAAGUUUUUCGAGAUACGAGCUGUUGUUCGUUCAGCAGACUGGAGAUACAAGUACUGUAUGGUGGCAGUGAACUCAGCUCACUUCACCAUAAGCAGAACUUGGUGAACAAAUCUACACAAAAAGAGGCUUCAAUCUGUUUAUUGCCACUCCCUGUUGAAGUUUACUGUCAAACUAAACAUAAAACAGACUGUAAUUCACAGAUUGUCUAUUUGAAACAACCGCAUAACUUCCUUUCCGUCCACUAGCUAACACUAAAUAGCAUCUAUGUUGCAGUGCUAUAACUAAGCAAUGGAUUGAACACAAACGAUGCCACAACUCAAGAGACUGACAACAUAACAGGACUCAUCAGUAUAUAUUCUUUAUCAUCUACAAGGACCGACUAAUAUUAGUGCCGUACUGAUAAGCUGCAGGAGUUCAUACGGCUGAAUGAACGGUGUAGCCGUCUGUCUGUAUUCUACUGUCCCCAGGUGGCCAAGGCGAGCACACAGAAAGCGCUGCACAACAGCCAUUCAAUUGAUGAUGCUGAAUGCAGAGAUGCUGAAUAUUGAAUACUGUUUUAAUGUAUGCAGAUCUCUACAGAUGUUUUUUGCUAGUUUUUUUGCUUGUAAUACAUUUUGCUUGGACCAACCAAUCAGACGACAGAAAAAUACUGAUGUAAUCGCUCUUUGAUUUUAUGGCAGUAGUCUGACACCAAAUUUGUCUUGCAGUCUGUCCAGGCAUUAGUGGAACCUCAGUUUACUAACAAAUCGGUUUACAAAUAAAGUUUUUGGACAAAUA